Nematolebias whitei (Rio pearlfish) is the source of this 2174-nucleotide messenger RNA. It is a transcript of the gene xpnpep3, whose product is annotated as X-prolyl aminopeptidase 3, mitochondrial. The record is from RefSeq and is a predicted model, not a curated record. Gene Ontology annotation, molecular function: metalloaminopeptidase activity; manganese ion binding. Bases 60 to 1577 code for a protein of 505 amino acids. The transcript has 12 exons. Gene Ontology annotation, cellular component: mitochondrion. Lineage: Eukaryota; Metazoa; Chordata; Actinopteri; Cyprinodontiformes; Rivulidae.
AGAGAGCGGUAAGCUAUCAAAGAGGGUCGACAUGCAGUGACUGAUCGGUGUCCUCCAACAUGUCCCCGGUCUGCAGCUCCGUGAGGUCUGCUGUCAGACUGCUGCCGCGGCGGACCAGGGCUGGAGGAUUCAUCUGGUGCCCAUGCAGACGUAUUUCUGUGAACCCAGGAAGUUUGAAACCAAAGCUGGUUCCAUGUCGGUACCUCGGCCAGCCCAGUUCUUACACUCAUCCUCACCUCAUCAAACAUGGGGAGGUGACCCCUGGAAUAGCCCAGACAGAAUACGAGCUCCGCAGGCAGAAGCUGGCCUCACUCAUUGAGGCCCAGGCAGACAAGCUGGGACCUUCUACCUCCUCCAGCAACCACGUGGUCAUCAUCCUAUCCCAUCCAACCCGCUACAUGACCAACGACAUCCCUUACCCCUUCCACCAGAACCAGGAUUUCCUCUAUCUUACCGGCUUCUUAGAACCUGACAGUGCCUUGGUUCUUCAUGGGAAUGGUCGACCAGAUCAGGCUAUCCUGUUCGUCCCUCGCAGAGAUCCAGGGAGGGAACUCUGGGACGGACCCCGGUCAGGAAGGGACGGAGCAGCUGCCUUGACUGGUAUAGAGAGAGUUCAUCACACAGAAGAACAGGGUCUGGUACUGAAGAGCUUAAAAGGCUCUCAGUUCUGGUACGAUACCCCUUGCCCCUCCCACCCGCAGCUCCACCAGACCCACGUGCUCCCCGUGCUCCAAACGGGGUCGACCUCGCGCCCGGUCAGACCUCUCGUGCACUCUCUCAGGGCCGUGAAGAGCUCUGCGGAGGUGUCGCUCAUGCAGGAGGCGAGUCGGAUCACGGCGCAGGCUUUUAGAAGAACGAUGGCGUUGUCUCAGGGGGAUGUAGACGAAGCUGUGCUGUUUGCCAAGUUUGAUUUUGAGAAUCGGAUUCACGGUGCUAACUUCCUGGCGUAUCCCCCUGUGGUUGCUGGAGGUAAUCGUGCUAACACUCUGCACUACAUCAACAACAACCAAAUUAUCAAGGACGGUGAAAUGGUUCUGCUUGACGGUGGUUGUGAGUACUUUGGUUACGUCAGUGACAUUACUCGAACGUGGCCGGUGAACGGGCGAUUCAGCCCAGCCCAGGCCGAGUUGUACGAGGCUGUUCUGGAGGUCCAGCUCUCCUGCUUGUCGCUGUGCACCCCGGGCGUCAGUCUCGAUCACAUCUACAGCGCCAUGCUGGCUCUGCUGGGACGGCAGCUGAAGCGGCUCGGCAUCCUCAAAGCUGGAACCAGUGAUGCUGACAUGCUAAAGGCUGCACGACAGUACUGCCCUCAUCAUGUGGGCCAUUACCUGGGCAUGGACGUCCAUGACACUCCUGAAUUAUCCCGCUCACAGCCUCUCCGACCAGGAAUGGUCAUCACAAUAGAACCAGGGAUGUACAUCAGUGAAGACAACAACCAGGCUCCAGAGCAUUUCCGUGGCCUCGGUGUCAGGAUCGAGGAUGACGUUGUGAUCCAAGACGAGGGAGGACCUCUGAUUCUGUCCUCUGGUGCACCAAAGACCAUCGCUGAUGUCGAGAAGGCCUGUGCCAUGAGAUAGGACACCGAGGGAAAGAAUUAGGUCAACUUAUUGAUGGCGGCUGUACAUUUCCGUCUCCAUGAUGAUAAUUUAAAGCUCAGGAACAGGAGUUGAGAGCCUACUUUUAGGCUUCAGUUUUAGUUGAACCCAAGCUGCAAACAUCUAAGAAUAUGACGUUAAAAAUCACUUUGCAGACAAGUGUAUUAUCCUCACUACACUGGUCACCAUACACUGAAUGCAAAAGAAAGAGGAACAAUCUUUGCACACAUGUGCCUUCUGUCAUGUUUCAGGAGACUUUAUGCACAGAACAGGAUAUUGAGCUGAGCGUUAAAGGAUUUUGUUCUUUAUUUAACAACAAAUCAGAGCUACAACGAUGCAGCGACCCUUGUUAGACACCAAGUUGAAACUCAAAAUUAGAAAAAGUUUUAGUUUCCAGCUAAAGGUUCAGCUUGUUCUUUUUUUAGGUGUUUAAACAAAAAAACAAAAAUGUUGAUUUCUUCCUCAUCUUAUUCUGCACCACACAAGAUCAAAACACCAAAUGCAGAACUUUAACUCGCUGCACUUUAAUACGAGCUGGGAGAAUGAGUACAGAGUAUGUUUAUGCAGUAUUAAAUGAAG